AUGGCUGCCAGAAAGUUCGAGUCUGCUAAGCCAAUGGCUAGCAAGGUCAAGAGACCAAACUUCCUCAGGGGUCACCCGCAAAGUCUUGUACUAACAACCAUCAUCAGGGGUCACCCGCCAAGUCCUGUACUAACAACCAUCCUCAGUGAUCACCCACAAAGUCCUGUACUAACAACCAUCCCUAGUGAUCACCUACCAAGUCCUGUACUAACGACCAUUCCUAGUGAUCACCUACCAAGUUCUGUACUAACAACCAUUCCUAGUGAUCACCUACCAAGUUCUGUACUAACAACCAUUCCUAGUGAUCCCCUACCAAGUUCUGUACUAACAACCAUUCCUAGUGAUCACCCACCAAGUCUUGUACUGACAACCAUUCCUAGUGAUCACCCGCCAAGUCCUGUACUAACAACCAUGCCUAGUGAUCCCCUACCAAGUUCUGUACUAACCACCAUUCCUAGUGAUCCCCCACCAAGUCCUGUACUAACAACCAUGCCUAGUGAUCCCCUACCAAGUUCUGUACUAACCACCAUUCCUAGUGAUCACCCACCAAGUCUUGUACUGACAACCAUUCCUAGUGAUCACCCGCCAAGUCCUGUACUAACAACCAUCCUCAGUGAUCACCCACAAAGUCCUGUACUAACAACCAUCCCUAGUGACCACCGUCCAAGUCCUGUACUAACAACCAUCCCUAGUGACCACCGUCCAAGUCCUGUACUAACAACCAUCCCUAGUGAUCACCCACCAAGUCCGGUACUAACAACCAUCCUCAGUGAUCACCCACAAAGUCCUGUACUAACAACCAUUCGUAGUGAUCACCCACCAAGUCCUGUGCUAACAACCAUCCUCAGUGAUCACCCACAAAGUCCUGUACUAACAAUCAUUCCUAGUGAUUACCCACCACCGCAAAGUCUUGUACUAACAACCAUCCCUAGUGAUCACCUACCAAGUCCUGUACUAACGACCAUUCCUAGUGAUCACCUACCCUAA
Messenger RNA from Mizuhopecten yessoensis (Yesso scallop), 987 nucleotides. RefSeq names its product vegetative cell wall protein gp1-like. NCBI's taxonomy places the organism in Eukaryota, Metazoa, Mollusca, Bivalvia, Pectinida, Pectinidae. The record is from RefSeq and is a predicted model, not a curated record. The transcript has 2 exons. Bases 1 to 987 code for a protein of 328 amino acids.